Messenger RNA from Arvicanthis niloticus (Nile rat), 457 nucleotides. The record is from RefSeq and is a predicted model, not a curated record. Lineage: Eukaryota; Metazoa; Chordata; Mammalia; Rodentia; Muridae.
AUAUUUGCUUAGUGAUCCUUGGCUAUCACUUGGUUAGCCAUGUGCGACCUUGAGUUCCCCAUAGUAAAACCAUUGGUUUAAAAACACAAAUCCCGAGCAAGGUCGUGAAGAAAGGAGAGUGAGGUGGUACGGCCAUUUCUUCCACCUUCCGUUUCUGCAUUCCUCGCAGAACUUCCAACAGCUGCAUGUUGGGCCAGAGAAUCCAGAGGUUCACCACCUCCGUGGUCCCUCACAGCCGCUAUAAGGAGGGGCUGGGGAAGAAUUUGCCAGUUUCGGUGGAAAACAAAUGGCAGUUACUGGUUAUGAUGACUGUGUACUUUGCCGCUCCUUUCUUCAUAGUAAGGCACUAGCUACUUAAAAAAAAAAAAAAAAAAAAAAGGGACAUUUAAUUCAUCCCUUUAACAGAAUGAAGGAAGUUUAAGAAAUGUGAUCUGAAACUUGGAUUAAACCCUUGAAC